AUGAAAGGUGUGCAUGCCCCACUGCCCUUGCAGAAUAUACAAACUGCAAAAGAUGACCUUCUUAAGACUUUCGAAGACCUAGAAAGUUCAACAGUCGGAAGCGUUUUAGCAGAGAAUAACUUCAGUGUGCAAGAAGAUUGUAAUGUUCUUAAACGGAUCGAAGGAAGAAGCGAUAGCGAUAUGAAACAGAGUAUUGAAAACCUGGAGAGAGAAAACAAAGACCUUAAGCAGAAAAUUAUUAAAUUGGAACAAAAAUCUUCGAAACCAUCGCCAAAAGUUCGCAUUCAAAUAUUUGCUCAAGGCGGAGAAAUACCGACAAAAAUUAGCAAAGAGCUCGAGUCUAUGCUAGGCGCACGAAUGAAUACAAAGUCCAGUCAUCUACAGAUAUGCACUGUCAACAGCUACGAUAAAAUAUUAUUUGAUUUGCCACUUCUUGUUAUUUGUAUCACUUCUUCAAGAUUAGGCACCGACGCAAUUAAGGCCAUUAAUGAUAUUCCAGAGCAAGCCAAGGGCAAGACUACAUUGAUCAUGUUUCACCACAAAAAUGAAAACAGCCUUCCAAAGCAACUAAGUAAAUAUGUAUUGACAACAGACGAAUUCAGAGAGCUUGGUGCUGUGUGUGACAUGGCCUUUUGGAAAAACGAAGGCAUCUACCCAUGUGACUUUAAUUAUAAAGCUCUUGAUAAGAUAAUUGCAUUCAUCGAGAACGCCUAAAAGAAAACGGCUGUUUCAGAUUAUUGGACAAACUGUAGACUUAAAAGCCGCAUGUGACAUCAAACAAUGAAAAUUCGAAAAAAAAUGAUUAAUCUAAAGCCUCUAGGAAAUGAACUUUUGCUACUAACAUUUGAAAUUUAUGUAGUUGCAUGUACUCUUGAUGAUCUUUCGUUGCACAAAAUACCGCAGUUGAAACGAUAUUUUAUAACAUAUUAACUGUCAUUGUUUAAACGGCCGUCUAUGUAGGCAACAUUUUACAAUACUGCUGAAAUAUGAUAACACAUACACUCAAAAGAAAGUGACACUUCGCUCUAACAGUUUACAUUUAGUGUCAUCCUACCUCUUACAGCGAAUAUCAUACUUUGCAAUAUUUACGGGAAGCCGUGACGAUGACGUCAUUCACCGUGUUCUCGCAUUGGCUUUAGGAUUUUUUUGUUUGUUUGCACUCCACGCUGAAACUUGACGGCCUUUACACUUUCUGUUUUAAAAGUUUUUUUCACUUGUAUUUACAGUUUUCAUUACGAAAAAAAGAAGUAAAAGAAUCAUGUUGGCGCGGUUUACGAAUUUCUGUGACUGAUUCGCGGUGCUCGGAUGAUCAUACAGACAACCAGUCUGCGACGUGUACAUAAACCGGAACCGGAAAACAUUGCUAUGUUUAUUCUAAGUACGAUAAUUAUAUAUGUAGAAGAAAAACUUUUGAUGCCGUAAUGUUAUUACAUAUUUAUUUAUACCCCUUUUUCUUUUUCUGUCCCAUUGAACAUGACCCGUUUAUUCUUCAAAUGCAUAUAAAGAUAAAUAUAUAACGGGACAAAGGUUGAAGGAAAUGCCUUUUUGGUGUUACAUAGUUUAAUUGAGUAAAAUUACAACUUAAAAAUCUCAACCGGGUUCACCAUUCAUAUAGAUCUUCAUGAAAAUGUUAAUGACGUCUUCGUCAAGCAAUCAAGGUCGCUAACAGGUAAAUAGUUUUCCCUAUAUAUUCACGUCACCCAAUACAACCUGCUCUCUCAGUUUUCCUACCAAAAUGUCAAAAAUAGAUUAACUAUGAAAUUUAAACAGAAACUAGCUUUAAUUUAGACCUCUGUUCCCAUAUACCAAUUGAAAAAUUAGUGUUCAAAUACAAGGCAGCCAUUACGCGACUAGACCGGAUGGCUCCUACGCUGGUUCCUUUAGUUAAGCCUCAAUAAUGACGUCGCUUAUAUAAAUAUUGAGUGCUGUAAACUUGUCGUUUGCAUCACUGGAAAAAAAAAGUUGAAAUAAUGCAUAGAUUCCGUAAUUAGUUUAAACAUAUUUUAUUUCAGUAAUACAUGAAACACUCAAAGAACAUUAGUUAGGAAUUGGACAGAAAGUUUUGUCAGCUUACGGUUGUCCUCUCCUUGGAUUCCGUAAUUGUUAAGUCUGGAAAUAUUGAUAUACUAAUAUAGUAGUAUUAAUAUUAAUAUAAGUAUUAAUUACUUAGCGUUCAUGGGGUUUAAAUAGUUUGAUGAAAUAUGUUUUAUAGCUUAAAAAGUGGAAAUAGCUGAUUUUCAGUGUAAAGUUUUUGCACAUCUUGCUAUAUGUCUGCUACUGGAAGUAUUGCCCCGUCUGCUUGUCUUAUAUUUUGAUUAUUUUCUAGACUGUGUGUUUCUCCUAUAUAAUCUUCUUUACAACCAGA
Messenger RNA from Mercenaria mercenaria, 2365 nucleotides. RefSeq lists its product as uncharacterized. The transcript is spliced from 4 exons. NCBI's taxonomy places the organism in Eukaryota, Metazoa, Mollusca, Bivalvia, Venerida, Veneridae. The coding region runs from base 1 to 714 and encodes 237 amino acids. The record is from RefSeq and is a predicted model, not a curated record.